GGCCCAGUCUACAGCGUCAGCGACGUAUCCGCAGCGCGCAUUGUCGCACUAAACCUGCGACCGACUCAUCCGCGUAUUCGCUACUACAUGACACUUUAGCAACGCGAAUUCACACGCCACGCUUCUACUACUGCUUCAUAUCCGCAUUAGAAGUAACAAUGCUCAUAGAUAGAGCAGUGCAGUUGGCGAUGGUGGUGGUGAUAAUGCUGUGGGGCGCACUGACAGAUGCUGCGCCGAGAAGGGGCGGAACCUUCAAGAUGUGUGGCCGCACGCUAAGCCAUUUCAUGAGUCACGUCUGCCGUGUUCACAACAGUCCUCCAUCUUCAUGGGACGUUCCUACAGUGGUAGAACAACCGGCAUCCGUACUCCGACGAAAGAGACAGUCAGAAGGCAUUGCGGACGAAUGUUGUAUGGUCGGGUGUACGCGGGAACAGCUAGCCGAGUACUGUUCAGUUAUUAACCCAGAAGUAUUGGACACAUUGGACACGCACCUAAUUGAAGACAGAUCCGCGGAGCAAGAAAACGUUGCACACGGUGCCCCGGCAGUACCUGCGAUAGUAGGAGAAGAGAAACAGCCACAUAAGCAACUACAACACAAGGGAUCUGCGUCAGAGGCAGUGAAGGCGCCAGCGGGGGCGCUGCGAGAGGUGGGCAGCGCGCGGAGUCGCGGGUACGGGAGCGCACGGCGAGGCCGGCGAUGCUGGUGCCGGCGCAAGCGGCGCACGAGCCGACGCCGAGCCCAUCUCAUGGAACAUCGUAAGAAGUGUAGCGCGCGCUGCGCCCGUGGUGGGCACCGUGUCGCCCCUGCUGACGUGGGGCCGCACUCUCUACACGGAUCUGCCCCAGGUCGAAAGAGACCGAUACGCGUACGUCGCCGUCUACACAACGUAACCUCACACGCCAUGUAAUAUAAUUUUAUAGGUUCAAAAAUGUCCACAUUUUCAUGACCAGUAUAAGUUGCUAAAGGUAAUAAAAACAUUUCCUAGCCAAUGUGCACCUCUCAAGAACACGCUUUUGAUAUUGUCCGAAAUUUUAAGAUAUUCAUUUUAAGACUCUCACCUUUUGCCUAAAUAAGAUGCAAGACGAAUAGCAAGUAUCUCAAGUGUUCAUAUUUAAAAUUCUAGUGUAUGUAAUGUAGAUGUUUACAGGACCUUAAUUUGUUACUUUAUUUAUUAUUAUAGCAGUCAAAAUUUUGUAAUGUACUGCAUAUCUAGGAUGGUCUCGCUUGAGAUCUGAAUUUAGUUUUAUUUACAUAAUUAUUUCAACUUUGGUAGAUGUUGAAUUUUUGUAUUUGUAUAAAAGACAAGCAUAAUGAACAAAAAAUGUAGGUUGGAAAUUAUUUCAGCAAUGCACUUUUUAAUAAUGUAAGUAUUAAUUAAUAGAAUGCUGUAUCUAUUAACACCACUGAUUAAUAUCAAUCUUGCUAUAGUAUUUUCUAAGAUACUUUUGUAAAUAACUGUUUUACCUAUGCUUAUUACGAAUAACUUGAUGAUUUACCAUUAUACUCAUCCACAAUAUCAUAAUAGACACAGCAUCAUACUAGCUACUUUAUAAAUAUCUUAGAUGUUUUUUAUAACUAAUAUCAUCUACCAUUUUAGAUAAAAGAUCUCUAAAGCAUCUGU
Molecule: messenger RNA, 1622 nt
Organism: Hyposmocoma kahamanoa
Lineage: Eukaryota; Metazoa; Arthropoda; Insecta; Lepidoptera; Cosmopterigidae
Product: bombyxin F-1-like
Exons: 5
Coding region: 159-908 (249 amino acids)
Cellular component (GO): extracellular region
Molecular function (GO): hormone activity
Source: RefSeq, a predicted model, not a curated record